Messenger RNA from Vidua chalybeata, 2538 nucleotides. RefSeq names its product casein kinase 1 gamma 3 (gene CSNK1G3). Gene Ontology annotation, cellular component: plasma membrane; cytoplasm; nucleus. The record is from RefSeq and is a predicted model, not a curated record. Gene Ontology annotation, molecular function: protein serine/threonine kinase activity; ATP binding. Gene Ontology annotation, biological process: positive regulation of canonical Wnt signaling pathway; signal transduction; endocytosis. NCBI's taxonomy places the organism in Eukaryota, Metazoa, Chordata, Aves, Passeriformes, Viduidae. The transcript has 17 exons. Bases 477 to 1964 code for a protein of 495 amino acids.
UGUGCCGCGGUGGGAAGGGGCGGGCGCUCGGGGCCGCCGCCGCUUCCCCUCCGCCUCGGGGUGCCGCCCUGGCCAGCCCAGCUUUGGAGCGCCGCGCCAGGGGCGGGGCGGGGCGACAAGCAGUGCCCGGAGGUGAAGGGCCGAGCGCCGAGCCUGUGUCCCGUUCCCCUGGGCUCCCUGAAUGUAAGCAUUAUGGAGAAGACAAGAUUCCGCCAUCAACACUAUAAUACUGUCAUAGAAUUCCUCUAAAGACCAGGAAGUAUUGCUGGUAUCGUGCAUUCUGGAAAUAUGUUUUACUACAGGUACCACCAAGGCUUUGCAAAUAGGAUGAACAUGCUGCUGUUGACUGCUUACUGACAGUAACCAGCUGGGCAUUUCACUCAUGAUGUUUUCAUUCUCACCUUGUCCAAUUGGAAUUUGCUUAUACUGAUUUUUAAAAAGAGGAAUAAAUCAAAGUGGAGUACCAUAAACUUGACAUGGAAAAUAAAAAGAAAGACAAAGACAAACCAGAUGAAAGAAUGGCACGGCCUAGUGGGAGAUCAGGCCAUAAUCCGCGUGGAGCUGGUUCUUCAAAUUCUGGAGUGUUAAUGGUUGGCCCUAACUUCAGAGUUGGUAAAAAAAUUGGAUGCGGUAAUUUUGGAGAACUACGGUUAGGAAAAAAUUUAUACACAAAUGACUAUGUGGCAAUUAAGCUGGAGCCAAUGAAGUCGAGAGCACCACAGCUACAUUUGGAAUACAGAUUCUACAAGCAGCUAGGAUCUGGAGAUGGAAUACCUCAGGUUUAUUAUUUUGGCCCAUGUGGCAAAUAUAAUGCUAUGGUGCUAGAACUACUUGGUCCUAGUCUGGAAGAUUUAUUUGACUUGUGUGGUAGGACAUUUUCUCUUAAAACCGUUCUUAUGAUAGCCAUACAGUUGAUUUCUCGUAUGGAAUAUGUCCAUUCAAAGAACUUGAUAUACAGAGAUGUAAAACCUGAGAACUUCUUAAUAGGACGACCUGGAAACAAAACCCAGCAAAUUAUUCACAUUAUAGACUUCGGUUUGGCAAAGGAGUACAUAGAUCCAGAAACAAAGAAGCACAUACCAUAUCGAGAACACAAGAGCCUUACAGGAACAGCUAGAUACAUGAGUAUAAAUACACAUUUAGGAAAAGAGCAAAGUAGAAGAGAUGAUUUGGAAGCAUUGGGUCAUAUGUUUAUGUAUUUUCUCAGAGGAAGUCUUCCAUGGCAAGGUUUAAAGGCGGAUACAUUAAAGGAACGUUACCAGAAAAUUGGAGACACUAAACGAGCAACUCCGAUAGAAGUAUUGUGUGAAAACUUCCCAGAGGAAAUGGCCACUUACCUGCGUUAUGUAAGAAGGUUAGACUUUUUUGAAAAGCCAGACUAUGACUACUUAAGAAAGCUCUUCACAGACUUACUUGAUCGCAAAGGCUAUAUGUUUGAUUAUGAAUAUGACUGGAUUGGCAAACAGUUGCCUACUCCAGUGGGUUCAGUACAUUCAGACCCUGCAAUCUCUUCAAACAGAGAAGCAUAUCAGCACAGAGACAGAAUGCAACAAUCCAAAAAUCAGUCGGCAGACUAUAGGGCAGCUUGGGACUCACAGCAAACCAAUCCACAUCAUUUGAGGGCUCACCUGGCAUCUGACAGACAUGGUGGCUCUGUACAGGUUAGAAAAAUACACACUGAAUUCAUUAAAUUACAGUUAGUAGAACUUUCAAAGUGUCAUCAUAUGACUCUGUUGGCAAUUGUGGCACUUCAGAAACCUUUCAUUCUUUGUCAGGUAGUAAGCUCAACAAAUGGAGAACUGAACACAGAUGACCCAACUGCAGGCCGUUCAAAUGCACCCAUCACAGCUCCUGCAGAAGUAGAAGUAAUGGAUGAAACAAACUGCCAGAAAGUUUUGAACAUGUGUUAUGUAACUCUCAGAGCAGUUCUGGUCUGCCUCUGCCCACUGCUACUUUUUCAGUGACUGAGCAACAGGGUGCCUUGGAUAUUUUGAGAAGGUGCUGCUGCUUAUUCAAGCGGAGGAAAAGGAAAACCAUUCAGCGCAACAAAUGACUAGAACCAAACAGAACACGGGAAAAUGCUUAUUUGUUCACCUGUUGUCUUGUGAUCUUAAAAAAACCCCAACAACAAAACCCAAAGCAAAACCCUCCAAAAUAAACACAUUUUCCGAGGACUCCCUGAGAAACAAUAUCAUGUCUCUGUUCUUUGAUUUGGUUCUUCUGCAUCCAUCAUCCAUUUUUUUAAUUCAUCUGUUCUGAAAGCUUUAAGAUAUUAUCAAAUAGGAGUGCUUCUUUGACCAUCAACAUAUGGACCAAUGAAAUGAUAGAACAUGAACAGUAUCUUGAGCAAAACUGAACUUGAGAAGUAUUUCUUCUUUCCUAGGAAGUAGUAGCAGUGUCUUAGAUGAAGACGGAUGUCGUAAAUCAGUUAUUUGAGUUUGUAGCAGUGUAUCUAAAGCAGUUUUCUUCAAAAAUUAAGAAGAAAAACACAGGUGCACAACCAUAAUGCAAAAUAAUAAAAUCUUAAGAUUUAUUUUA